AUGAAGAUGCAGCAGAAUGCGUUUUCAGGGCGUACCCUCUCCUCCCCCGGCUCCGCUGAAGGGGAGAUACUCGCAAGUGAAGUCGCCCUCAGUUUCUGGGGAGGUGUGAAUCCUUCGACUGGCGUUGUGAUUGAUAGUCAUCACCCUCUGGCAGGAGCAUCUAUCAAAGGGAAGAUACUUGCAAUACCAGGUGGUCGUGGAUCAUGUACCGGGAGCGCAGUCACUCUCGAGUUGUUUUUGAGUGGAAGCAACCCCCACGCACUCAUAUUCAAGCGCGAGGAGAUGAUACUAACGCUGGGAGUUAUCAUUGCCCAGGAAAUGUUUCAAAAAACUAUUCCUGUUCUCCAAGUCGCUGACUCCACAUUCGACAUGAUCAUACACCUCAAAAAAGUGCAGAUCAUGGGAAACCAAAUCCUAGCGAUUGAUGACCUGUGCCAGCAGCCCGAGUUCAUAUCAACUCUACCAAUUCUUGAGUCAGACUUUUCCUCAAUUACACUGACCGAGCUUGAUCGCGAGAUGUUGAGCGGAGCGCAUGGAAUGGCGCCCCAGUUCGCGAUGAGAGUCAUUCUUCGAACGGCCUUAGUCCAAGGUGUCACAGAGUUAAUCGAUAUCAAACAAGCACACAUUGAUUGUUGCAUCUACACCGGCCCAGCAGUAUUAAAAUUUGCUCAAACCCUGCGCGAAUGGGGCGCGAAAGUUCGCAUCCCCACUACAUUGAAUUCAAUUUCGAUUGACAGGCGAUUAUGGCGAGUACAAGGUGUCGACCCGGCAAUCGCUGAGCCAUCUGAGCUAUUGGCACAGGCAUAUCUGGAUAUCGGAGCCAAAGCAAGCUUUACAUGCGCACCGUAUCAGCUGGAAAGCGCACCGAGCCUUGGAGACAAUAUUAUGUGGGCCGAGUCCAAUGCCGUGGUCUACGCCAAUAGCGUUCUCGGUGCCCGCACCAUCAAAUGUCCCGACUUCCUGGACGUCUGUGUUGCUUUGACUGGCCGAUCUCUAAAUACUGGGUGUCAUCUAACACAAUAUCGCAAGGCCGGUGUUGAAAUCCACUGCAAUGCGAUCGAGGGGUCCGAUGAUGCAUUUUUCCCUCUUCUGGGUUACCUCGUGGGUGAUAUCGCUGCAGAUCGAAUUGCGAUCGUUACAGGCCUUGAAAAAACUGUUCCCACGAGCUCGGAUCUCAAAGCAUUCGGGGCAGCGUUUGCCACCACCUCCAGCGCCCCCAUGUUCCACAUGGCGGGUAUCACCGUUGAAGCUCGCAGUGCAGAGGAAAUAAACGCACACUUGGAAGCAAUUCCAAAAUUUGAAGUCACACGUUCAGACUUGGCCAGACAAUGGUAUCUUUUCAAUGCCGGUGGAGUGAAGCAAAACACGCCAAUCGAUUUAGUCUCCCUUGGCAAUCCUCACUUCUCGCACGAGGAAAUGAAAACCCUUGCAGAUCUUGUCAGAAAUCACACCAAGGUCCCUGAUACUGCCUUGGUGGUGGCAUGCAAUCGCGAGAUAUACACCCAAGCUUGUAGAGAUGGGCUAAUCUCAACCGUGGAAGCCUUUGGGGGACAGAUCAUCACCGAUAGUUGUUGGUGCAUGAUCCAAGAGCCUAUUAUUCCAAGAGAGUGCCAGACUAUCAUGACCAACUCAGCAAAGUAUGCUCAUUAUGGUGCAGGACUGACUGGCCGACAAAUGCAUUUUGGAGGACUGGCUCAGUGUGUUGAGGCUGCCUGUUCGGGGCAGAUUCAGAAUGGUCUUCCUUUAUGGCUGGAAGAGACAAGAUAG
This is a messenger RNA of Penicillium salamii, 1767 nucleotides long. The record is from the annotation of a GenBank genome assembly. Lineage: Eukaryota; Fungi; Ascomycota; Eurotiomycetes; Eurotiales; Aspergillaceae.